ACUUCCUGUGUGAAAGGUCUAGAACAUGGCGGCCUCUUAUCGGAGCCUUAAUGUUGCAUACCCGCGCUGUUUGUAGUAGUAACUCUGUUUAUAUCCGGUUGUAGUUUUAAUCCUACAGACAGCAUGCUUUGGGCUGUGGUUCGGAGCCGGACUCCGGGGUCCCUCGUGCUGGCCCCUCGGCUUGGUGUUGUGCUUGAGAGUGUGCGGGGCAGGAAGUCUCGCACUGACCCGAAAGCCAAGUCCAAAGCGGGCCGGAUGAAGAGCCCGCCCCCGGUGGACCCUGUGGAGAUGGUGGUGCUGAAGGAGCGCUUCACUGACUACAACCUCAUCAUGAGGGCACUGAGGUUACAGUUUAAAGAGGAGAUGCUGAGGAAGCGCUAUGAGGAAGAGACCGGCUCCUUAGCAGAAGAGCGAGCCAAGCAGGAGGCUGAGGAACACCAAUCAUUAAUGGCCUGGAAUGAUGCGGAAAACCUCAGAUUGCGAAAAAUCCGUGAGCUGCGUGUGCAGAAAGAGACUGAAGCUGCUGAACAGAGGAGGAAAGAGGCAGCGAUUUUGCGGCAACAAGAGCUUGAGAAUUACAUCAAAGAAAAAGAGAGAGAAAUCCUGCAGCUACAGGAAGAGGCAAAGAACUUUAUUACCCUGGAAAAUUUGGAUCAGCGGAUUGAAGAGGCAUUGGACAACCCCAAAAACUACAACUUUGCUAUAAAUAAGGAGGGACAAGUGGUCAAACGAACUGUGCUGCAAUAAAAAAAAAAGUUGAACAAAACAUCACGAUUAAAGAGACUGAAAUUGUGCAUGUCUAUUUCCAAACUGAUGUGACUGCAAGUGUCUACUCUCAGAAUGUUUGUUUCUUUUCUUAAGUAAAGUUAACUUGUGUUUCAGUUA
Molecule: messenger RNA, 885 nt
Organism: Neoarius graeffei (lesser salmon catfish)
Lineage: Eukaryota; Metazoa; Chordata; Actinopteri; Siluriformes; Ariidae
Gene: mrps26
Product: mitochondrial ribosomal protein S26
Exons: 4
Coding region: 124-747 (207 amino acids)
Cellular component (GO): mitochondrial small ribosomal subunit
Source: RefSeq, a predicted model, not a curated record